CGCCAAACACCAAGGAGCAAGUCAAACCACAGGAUGCCUCCUCGCGCGUAUUCGAAGACCUCUCGUGUCCCCCGCAGACCCUUCGAGGCUGCCCGACUUGACUCCGAGUUGAAGCUCGUUGGCGAGUAUGGCCUGCGCAACAAGCGUGAGGUCUGGCGAGUCGGUCUGACUCUGUCCAAGAUCCGUCGUGCUGCCCGUCAGCUUCUUACCCUCGACGAGAAGGACCCCAAGCGUCUCUUCGAAGGCAAUGCCCUCAUUCGCCGUCUCGUGCGUGUCGGUGUCCUCGACGAGUCCCGCAUGAAGCUCGAUUACGUCCUGGCCCUGAAGAUCGAGGAUUUCUUGGAGCGCCGCCUCCAGACUUGCGUCUAUAAGCUAGGCCUUGCCAAGUCUAUCCACCACGCUCGUGUCCUGAUCCGCCAGCGCCACAUCCGUGUCGGCAAGCAGAUCGUCAACGUUCCUUCUUUCAUCGUCCGUCUCGACUCCCAGAAGCACAUCGACUUCGCUCUCACCUCGCCCUUCGGUGGAGGCCGCCCCGGCCGUGUCCGCAGAAAGAAGGCCAAGGCCGCCGAGGGUGGUGACGAUGGCGAGGAUGAGGAUGAGGAAUAAAUGUACCAAACUGUGCAUUGAUGGCUCUCCCACUUGUCUAGGACUGCUGGGACCGGAAUACCACUCAUGGGAAGGGGAUUCUCUUCAUAGCUUGCGGCGUUGGCCAGAGGAUAAAAAUGGAAUGAUUUCGCCGAAUGGUAACGACAAGAAAAAUGCUCAGGU
This is a messenger RNA of Ilyonectria robusta, 768 nucleotides long. RefSeq lists its product as uncharacterized. The record is from RefSeq and is a predicted model, not a curated record. Gene Ontology annotation, cellular component: cytosolic small ribosomal subunit. Bases 34 to 606 code for a protein of 190 amino acids. Gene Ontology annotation, biological process: translation; positive regulation of translational fidelity. The transcript is spliced from 4 exons. Gene Ontology annotation, molecular function: rRNA binding; structural constituent of ribosome. Lineage: Eukaryota; Fungi; Ascomycota; Sordariomycetes; Hypocreales; Nectriaceae.